Molecule: messenger RNA, 996 nt
Organism: Opisthorchis viverrini
Lineage: Eukaryota; Metazoa; Platyhelminthes; Trematoda; Opisthorchiida; Opisthorchiidae
Exons: 9
Coding region: 1-996 (331 amino acids)
Biological process (GO): vacuolar protein processing
Molecular function (GO): cysteine-type endopeptidase activity
Source: RefSeq, a predicted model, not a curated record
AUGCAAGCGAAUAAAAGUUAUCCUGGUUUCCUGGCUUGCAUCUGUAAACCGACUGUUCACCUCCCGCCAUAUGCGAGUCAAGAAGCCGUGGAAAGAUUCACGAAAGAUGAACUGCGACUUGCCAAUCGACAUGGAACCCAAGGCGAGACAGGCACUCUAAGAGCUCAGAUUGUUACCGGAGAAUGGCGGCGAUACGGAUCUGAGGGGCUACUAUGCAGCCAAUUGACUGCACUGCAAAUGAACAUGGAUUUCGACUAUCCAUUACUGAGGUUUGAGACAACACAAAUUAUGCAAGGCUCUUUUAUCCAUUCGAUGCCAGUUUCCUUCUGUAUGACAGAUGGACAACCACGGGCGUAUGAGAACGAGGGGCCAAGUGCUCGGAAAACGAGCCAAGAGGCUCCGAGCCCUCAAAUCACUCGUAAACUUCGAAGAUUCGUGAUUUCCUUAUCGAAGCUAACUCAAGCGAAAUUUUCCAAGCCUAUCACGUCUUGGGUGCAAAUUCCAGCGAAGAAUAUAUUCACCACCGCCUUCGACGAUAGUGCAAACAAUCGAAACAACACGUUUCAAGACAAAGAGUUCCAUGACUACGAGCACGACGAUGCUUACAAGGGUGUGCUCACUGCCAUGGGAUUGAACGAAGUCCUCGCCAAAAUGUAUUCAAACAAAAAGUAUAACAAAUUGGUGUUUUAUAUGGAUGCUUGUUACUCUGGCUCUAUGUUCCACGAUAUUCUUCCUUCAUAUGUGGGAGAUCACCUGAGUGAAUGUCGGGGGCUGCAGACUACUUUUGUCAUUAUUCCAAACCGGAAAGAACGGAAAAAGCGUACCCUGGAUCAACAGGAGGAGAAGGUGAAAAGGAGGACAGAAAAUAUUCACGUGAUGAAGAAUGGUGAGAUGGUCCCAGGGGUAGCUGAGCACACAACUCAUCUAAUGGAGAUGUGCAAAGCCGGAUACGAGGCCGAAACCCUCAUCGAGUCUGUCCACAGCGUCUGCUCCUAA